UAACCUAUGUUUCCAUUCAUUUUCAGGAUUACCAUACCUAAGAGAAUAUCCAUCAUAGGGCUCCCAGCAAAUCUGAUGCCACACCCCAACUACGAAAGUUUAAGAGAUCGCUUAGAUUUUUGGAGUGCGCACCGAUAUUGUUCAAAUACUGUCUGUUCAACUUAUUUAAUGUGAUAUGAGGAAUUAGUUAUGCCAAAUCCAAACAUAAUGUUUGUUAGCUAUUAGAGAUAUGCAGUCUCAAUGGUUUGUUUCGACGAUAAAACGAUAAUCUUGUCUUCGUUAAAGGAUUAUCCUGUUCCAUUAACAUCUGACGAUGCCAAACGUGGAAUAAUAAGUCUUGUCGAACGAGGCAUUAUUCCUCAAGGAGCUCACAUUACACUCGAACCACCGCCGAUUCAGCCGAAAAAGUCAAGUUUAUAUGAUCCAAUAACACGUUCAAGAACAGCAAUUAAAGAUGAGCCAAGCUCAUCGAUUUAUCGUUUGGAUAAAGACGAUUAUCAACAAACAAGUGAUCCAAAUAUGAGUCUUGUACCAUUGGAUCAACGGGUCAAAUCAGCAUCACCUCAGGAUAAAAAAGAUCGUCUAUCAUUGACGCUUAGUGAGAGUGAUCGAGAUUGUAGUAUUAUUAUGAAAGAAUCAAGAAAAUCUUCUGCUAACAGAACAGCGACAAAUAAAACCAUGCCAACGAUAGAUGGUCGUCAGCCAUUACCAACACCAGCAUCAACGUUUGAAUAUAAAAAAAACUUUCGAUUAGUCAUUCAAAACGGACUGACAAAAGAUCAAACAGAAGAUUUUAUACAAUACAGACAAUAUUAUUGUCUAAUGUGGGGCAGUAUCAUCACCGUAUUUCGUAUGUUAGAAAAACUGAUGCAUGAUUAUUCAAUACCGAUUGCUUUUAUUAAUGGUGAAAAAGUUACGGAUAUAGCUCAAACAAUUGAACAUGAACAUAAACCAACGUUAGAAGAGUUGUUGAAUGUUAUUAUUAAUAGAGAUGAUGUUGAAGAAAUGAUUAAAAGACCGGGUCGCCGUUUUAUCGGUCCUGGUGGUCAAUCUCGCGCUGCUAUUGUUAUUCAAUCGUAUUGGCGUUGCUUUCGGGAUCGUCGUGCAUAUGUUCGACUACGUAAACGAAAAUGGGCGGUUGGUGUUAUUGCUCUUACCUGGUUAACUUAUUGUAAAUUAUCAAAAGUACGUCGACAAUUGAAAGUUAUUCGACGUCGGCAAUUGGAUUUUUUUGCGAAAAAACAACUAGAUUUACGUCGUCGAUGGCCACAAAUUCAAUCACAACGCCGUGUUAUUGUCCAUUUACCAUCCUUGGGUUUGACACAUCGUGUUCGUCGUAAACUAAAUAAUUUACCAGUGCGAGAAAAUUUUCAAAUUGGGCGUUUGUGUGAUAUAUACGAUCCAAAUGUUGAUGUUAUCUAUGUUUCACCAAUGCCUAUUAACAAUGAAGUAUUGCAAUAUUACAAUAAAUUAGUUAAUUUAAGACCAUCGGUAGAAAAGGGAGAGUUAGUUCAACAAGAUAAUGCACAUAGAUUUAUGAUUGUUGUACCGGAAGCACUGCAUAGUUUUCCUAAUUUGAUAAGAGGUCGAGAAGCUUACAUGGUGACAGGCGUAUCCCAUUUCGAUGAUUUAUAUCUAGCUGAAUAUCUUGAUAUAGCCGUUAUUGGCUGUGAACCUGAAGUAUCAUAUUUGUAUUCCUCGAAAUCGGGAUCCAAACGUGUAUUUGAAGCAGCAACUGUACCAUUACCUUAUGGAGAAUUUGAUGUUUAUAAUCAACAACAGUUAUAUGAAUCAUUAGCUCAAUUAAUAAUUGAACAUUUGGAUGUACAGCGAUGGUUAUUCAAGAUCGAUGACGAUUAUGACGGAUUAGGAAUUGCCUAUUGUGAUGUUGUCAAAUAUCUACCCUGUUACAAAACCGUACUAAAAGAAGCAGCGAGAUUUGGCGAUAAAUGGGCACAUAAAUGGGCACAGGAACAUUCAUAUGCAAAAGUUUUGUCUGAAUUACCUGAUGUACUAGAGCAACAUACAAUAUAUGUGAAUAAAACUCAAUUUUCAAAUUGGAAUAUAUUUUUAAAAGUAUUUCUCACUCAAGGUGGCAUAAUCGAAGCAUAUCCACCGUCGGAUAGUGUCACAUCGUUAACUGUUUGUAUAUUUAUUGAACCUGAUGGUCAAAUUCGCGUGUUAUGCAGUGGUGAUCAUUUGCAUGCCGAAUCUGAAUUUAGUUGUUGGGGUCUAUCGUUUCCUCAGUCAAGCGUCGAUCCAACAGAAUUAAAUUCAUACUGUCAAAAAAUAGCCGAACAAUGUAAACAAAGAAAUAUAUUUGGCUAUCUUGACAUUGAUUUUGUAACAUUCAUUGAUGCCAAAUCAGAUAAACAACAAUUAUGGGCAGUUGAUUUAUCGAUUGGUUACAGUGAACAUGUAUCAAUGUAUAAUGUAAUGCGUUAUGUAACCACAGGAAAAUUCGAUAGUUCACAACAUUUAUUUGAUGUCAGUAUUAAACAAACAAAACGACUAAGAAACUGGCAAAAUGGAGCACCCGAACAAACGACUAUCGCAAAAAGUCGUUAUGCCGUAUGGAGUUCUAGGUUACAUCAUACCAAUUUAUCCGUAUUACAUUAUAGUGUAUUUUUUCAAAUGUGUAGAGCUCAUGGAGUGGGAUUUGACAUAAAAGAAAAACAAGGCAGUGUAUUUACAUUGUUGGAAUGUGAUCGACAUGAAAAUCUUGGCAUGAUUUCAAUUGGUGAAACUUUACAAGGAACAUUAUCAAAUUUUGCCUAUAAUCUCAAUUCUAUUAAUCAAGAAAUAACUACAAAUAAUAUGCAAGGACGAACAAACUUUUUACUUGCAAUCAAUGAUAUUGAAAAUAUAUUAGGUAUAACACAAGAGAACGCCUCCUCACCAACAUCCUCAGAUGCUGAAAAAAAUAAAUCUAAUGGAGACUGA
Messenger RNA from Didymodactylos carnosus, 2943 nucleotides. The record is from the annotation of a GenBank genome assembly. NCBI's taxonomy places the organism in Eukaryota, Metazoa, Rotifera, Eurotatoria, Philodinida, Philodinidae.